AUGAAGUCUCCCACUGAAAGUAGAGACCCAAAGUUAUACUACCAAUUCCAUGAAGACAUAGGUCAUGAAACCAAGGAUUGUAGGAGCCUGAAAAGAGCCUUAGACGCCUUGGCGGCCAAGGGUCAUCUGAAAAAUUACUUACAGAAGAACACUCAUGGCUCUGGAAAAAGACACUACAAAAAGAACAAGUCACCCACCUCAGUUGGAGAGGGAAAUCAAACUGAUGGGGGAUUCGUGACCGUCAUAUCAGGAGGCCCUGCCUCUGGAGGACCCACCAUGAGGGGACAAAGGGACAACACCAGGAGGUUGGAACAUGUAAUGAUGUCGGGGAAAUUACCAAUGGACACUUUCCCGAGAAUCGAAAUUUGCGAGUCCCAUGGUGGACGAAUAGCUACCUCACAUGAUGACCCACUAGUAAGGCGCAUAUUUGUCGACACCGGAAGCUCGUCCGACAUCAUGAGUGUGGAAUGUUUGAGCUGCCUGGCCCAUGAUCCAAAAACCAUUGAAAAGAUCCAUUAUCCCAUCAUUGGUUACGAAGGAAGCGGCAUACACCCCGUAGGCGUCAUAUCAUUAUCUGUGAGGAUAAGAGGACGCAAUGAUGGUAGAAAAAAGAAUGUGAAUUUCCUGAUUGUCAAGGAUCUUACGGCAUACAACGUCAUCUAG
This is a messenger RNA of Spinacia oleracea (spinach), 663 nucleotides long. RefSeq lists its product as uncharacterized. Lineage: Eukaryota; Viridiplantae; Streptophyta; Magnoliopsida; Caryophyllales; Amaranthaceae. The record is from RefSeq and is a predicted model, not a curated record. The transcript has a single exon. The coding region runs from base 1 to 663 and encodes 220 amino acids.